This is a messenger RNA of Cylindrotheca closterium, 3345 nucleotides long. Lineage: Eukaryota; Bacillariophyta; Bacillariophyceae; Bacillariales; Bacillariaceae. The record is from the annotation of a GenBank genome assembly.
AUGCCUGGAAAGCGACGAUUGAAUUCAGGGUCAUCCCCAACCCAAUCUUCCGAAGAGAUGAAGGAGAGUCGAAAUCAUCGUCACUUGAACGGCACACCUUCUGUCAUUAUGCCAUCGGUAGUGUCGGUGGACUCUGUUAUCACAUUGGAUUCCGAUGAGGUUUCUUCUCAGUUAUCGGGCCGAUUGGGACGCUCCUCCUCCUUUAUUCGACAAUUGGCACCCUUAGACGAUGCUGAUUUACGAACCAAUGCCGCCAUCCAAGAGCUCACCCUCAACAAACUGCGGUUUGAUUCCGUGGGCCUCAUUGGUCGAGAAGAAGAACUUGAAAUCUUAAAGUCUCUUCUUAGGAGAAUGUUGCUGACAACAACAUCAACCACAAGUUCUUCGGAAGAAGAAGAUGAUGUCAAAAGAUUUGGAGUCUUUAUUGAUGGACAUAGUGGAGUUGGAAGGACAGCCUUGCUGGCAUCAGUAAAGCAGGAAGCUUUGGACUUGUGUCCUACUGUGACGAUUGGGGAAGGAAAAUUCGACAUUACAAGUUCCAAUGUCCCCUACUCGGCCAUCACUACUGCCUUUGGUAACAUCUGUGACAACAUUAGUCGCCAACAACAAGCAAAGACCACAGAUGAUAUUGGCCAAAUACUACUGGAAGAGGUCGGAGAAGACAUUCAUUUAUUGGCGCAACUCAUCCCACAGCUCGAUUUGAUUCUUCCCUUUGAGGUUCAGUCCGUUCGAAAAGCACGGAUCGAGAGCUUUGAUGUGGAAGCCGCACGAACCAAAUUUGAACACGCCUUUCGUGUCAUGACCCGUGUCAUGAGCUCCUGCUGUGGUCCAUUGAUUGUCUUAUUAGAUGAUUUGCAGUGGGCUGAUGUAUCGUCGCUCAACGUCAUUGACUUUUUAAUGUCGGAUACGGGCAACGAACACAAAUUCAUGAUUAUUGGAUGCUUCCGAUCCGAGGAAGUUAACGACAUCUCACAUGUUCUGACUCGCAGAAUUGAAGGACUGAAAGAAAAGCAAAACAGAUUCAAGUUCCACAUUACGAACAUAUCGUUGACGAAUCUUGAUCUAGACGGAGUGAACCACCUGAUCAUGGCACUUCUAUCAAUAACCGAUGAGACUCGGACUCAAAGUUUGGCAGAGGUUUGCUUCAAGCGAUCCAUGGGCAAUCCCUUUUUCGUGAUCGAGUUUGUGUCUCUGUUGGAAGAAGAACGGCUACUGUCAUUCAAUCUUGGUACCCUAGAGUGGGGAUGGGAUUCAAGUGUCAUUGACCAAAGGACAAUGUCGACCGCUAAUGUAGUGGACUUGGUACGAUCGAGAAUGAAAAAGCUGCCACAAUCGACACAGCUGUUAUUGCAAUAUGCCGCAUGCCUUGGGCAACGAAUAAAGUUUGAUAUUCUCUACUAUCUAUGGGCAAAGUUGGACACCCCCGAAGAGGAUCUGGCGAGUUUGCUGGCGCAAUUAGUCAAAGCAAACUUUUUUGAGAAGGUGGACAAUCGAACCUAUCGGUGGGUCCACGAUCAAGUCAAGGAAACGGCGCUCAUGACAGGUGAUGCGGCGGAGCCAGCCUUUCAGUUUGAAGUCGGAUGCACACUGUAUCAUGCGCUGGACAAUGACGACUUGGAAGAUCUUCUGUUUGAGGUUACUGAUCUUAUCAACACUGCCAAAGUUGGAAGGCGACUAGAGUUUGCCCAGCUCAACCUCCGUGCCGGAGAAAAGGCCAAAAAGAUAUCUGCUUUUAAUUCUGCCUCCAAAUUCGUCGCCAAAGGGAUUGAGCUGCUACCAACAGAUGCCUGGGAGAAUCACAAGGAUCUCACGUUACGUCUUCACAUUAUUGGCGUUCAGAUGGAAUUGGCCGUAGGCCGGAUUGAAAUCAUGGAAAAGUAUAGUAAAGCAGUACUAUCACAGACGUCCUGUACGCCUGUUGAGAAAGCUCCAGUAUACCUUGCACAAUGCUACGAACUUGCAUCUGUGAGCCUAAACUCUUCCGCUUCCAUCAACCUCGGAUUGAAGGUUCUGCGGAGGGAGUUUGGAAUGAGAUUUGGGGGGACGAAGUUACUGCGCCCUGCGAUAGCAAUUAAAAGUCUACUGAAAACAAUCAAGGCUGUCAAGCGCAAGGACAAGGAAUUUUUUGAGAAGUUGGGAGAAAUGACAGACCCUUCGCAACUUGUCAUUAUGGAUAUCAUAUCAAGGAUCAGUUAUUCGGGAUACUUUGCAAAGGAUGUGUUCAUUCAAGUCUUGUGCACCGUCAAACUUGUCGACCUAACGAUGGAACAUGGCACUGGAGCACUCGGUGGAUUUCCUUUCAUCUCAUUGGGCCUGCUUGCCAUGGCAGUAAUGAAAGACAAUGAGGCCGCAGCGCAAUUUACACAACUCGGGUUCAUGCUACACGCGAAAUGCAAGAGCGAGACUGCCACGUCGGCGGCCAUCUUCGUCGCAAAUCAACUCAUCUAUCCAUGGAUGAGGCCCAUCCAAUUAGCUCGCCCGGAACUGGAAGUUGGAUACACUUCUGGAAUGAGAGCAGGAAAUAGCGAGAUGGGCCUUUGGUGUCAUCUUUCGAAUCAUAUCGUCAUUCCUUAUCAAACGGGAAAGCCAUUGGAGUCCAUAUUGUCCAAGUGCUCUGCUCUUGCGGCGCAAUGCGAAGAAUUGAAACUGGCUCUCCACGAAAUCACUGUGAGAUUACACUGGCAAUUGAUACUUGAUCUCAUGGGGGCAUCGGAGAAAGUGGCAGUUUUGAAUGGCGAUAGUGUCAACGUGGAAAAGUGGCAAGAAUCAAAGGUCGAUCAGCAGUUCAAAGAAAUCAACGAGUUCGUCUUCUUGGGAGAAUACGAAGCUGCGGCGAGGGUUGCUCUGGAUCUUGGAGAUUCAUACGACAAGACACGCACAAAUAUGCCACAAGUCAUGCCGGUAAACUUCCUUCGUGCAUUAGCGAUGUAUACAAUGGCUCGACAUACUAGAAAGGGGAAGUACUUGCGCCAAGCGAAGCGACUUCGAGACAAGAUUGGGGGAUGGCUUAAGGCGGGGAACCCCAAUGUGAGCCACUUUUAUCCUCUUCUUUGUGCAGAGCAAGCAGCUAUUGACAAGAAGAAAGAAGAUGCCAGGCGGCAUUAUCAUGAUGCGAUAGUGCUGUCAGCAAGAACAGGCCACAUUCAGUAUGCAGCUUUGGCGAAUGAGAGGUAUGCUGACUUUUGUCGGAAUGAACUUGGAGACGAGGAUGAGGCUAGUUUUCGGAUCGAGGAAGCCAUUCGAUACUACAAAGAAUGGGGCGCACACGCAAAGGUUGAGCGGCUUCAAAGGAUAUAUGGAGACAGCAGAGACAACAGAACCCAGGCAACAGUGGGAACUUCGUAA